Plasmopara halstedii is the source of this 1329-nucleotide messenger RNA. RefSeq lists its product as uncharacterized. The record is from RefSeq and is a predicted model, not a curated record. The coding region runs from base 1 to 1329 and encodes 442 amino acids. The transcript is spliced from 4 exons. Lineage: Eukaryota; Oomycota; Peronosporomycetes; Peronosporales; Peronosporaceae.
AUGACCGCCAUCGCUCGUGUGGAGGAACAUCUUGCCACCUUUAUGAAGAAGGUGAUUUACUUUGAGGGUUUCUUCCAUCGCAUGCAAUCAAAUUUACCAGCAUGUGUCGUGAACACCGCAACACUUUUAUUUCAGCGCUGCUACGAAUAUCGCGACGAAAUACGCGACGAAUUGGAGUCAAAUGUCGCGUAUGUCGCUGAUGCAGGUCGCUGGGUUGUUGGAAUGGGUGACUGGAACAGCAAAAUGGAGAAGCGACUGAACCAGAUCAACGAACUUGUGCUGUUAGCAAAUACAUUGCUAACAGAGUACGCAGUGACAGGUCAAAUAGGGGCUGAAGGCUGUCGAGACGAGCUCAAUGCAUAUCUGCAAAUUUUGUCGGCAACUGUCACGUUGAGGAAUCCGAAGAAAGGGAAACAAGCAAUUGUAUCGAAUGAUACAUCACGUGCUACUCAGUCGAUAAAGGCCACAGAUUUGAGCUCAGAGAUGUCGGCUCUUGGUACCGAAUUAUCAGGAGCUAUAUCAGGAAUGUUCCGCGACAUUCAAUCGGUGUCGAAUUCUAAGCUACAAUCUCAAGUAGAUAAUGACGCAAUGAACCCAUUUACCGACUCAUAUCGACGUCCUGUCGAUCCAUACGCUACAGUGAGUACUACAGAUGCCUCGACUGAUAACAGUGUGCAUAGCUCAUCGGAUGGAUUGCCGAAAUAUACAUGUGAGGAACUCAGAUGCGAUGGAGACUUUCCAAAGGACCCGUUAAGUCCUGUGAGUUUGGGCGAGUACGAGUGUUUGGACAUUAACUCCAUUCCAAAAUAUGCUGCUUUCAAGUCAUCAGCUCAACUUGCCGCUAGAAGACAAUCGAACGGGUUCAAUAAUCUUGCAGUCAGCUUAACAAGUGACGGAGAAAGUAGUGCAUAUAACGAGUCAGGUGCAGAAUACCCCGAACUCUUUCCAUUGCCGGCAAAAGCUUUGUCAGAAAGUCUGACGUCUUCAAAUGCAAAAGCUGGUUCCACAAUAAAGUCUCCGAUCAAACCAAUCAUGGACAUGAACUAUUCAUAUGAUUUUCGGUGCGAAGAAGCUCACAAUCCAUUCAUUUCGUCAAAUACGCGAGAGUUACAUGUGUCGUCUUGUGCUAAAACUGACUUUCAGUCUCAAUCAGUAUCGACUCAGCUGUCAAACGACAUUCAGCCGAAUAAAGAUGAAGUGGAUACGAGGCAUACGAAUAAUGGACAUAUGACAGAAGGCAAGUCAAAGACACUAGCAGAUUACUUGGAGACUAAUCAAGAUACCCGUCAUAGCGACGAGUUCGAUCUAUUUGGUAUAGGCAAGUCAUAA